CGCACCAUGUAAGUGACACACAUGUAACAUGUUGAUUCCUGCACAAAAGUAUAGGAAAUUUGUAAUGUAUGAAGCAACCUGCAGAAACCCUAACCUUUAAAAGUAGAGGAAAAUUAGAAAGAUAUGAGAAUGCAGAAUUAUGUUGAUAGAUGUAUAAGGAAGUGUAGAAGUACUUUUAAUGGGAAAAUGGAGUGUAGGGAGCAAUUCCUUCUCUGGUUUAAAUUUGAUAGUCUUUUCAGAUCAAGCUAAAAUGCUUUCUUUAAUGAACUGUUACCACUUACCACAACAGCAGAGAAACAGACAAGAUUUAUUUUAUAUAAAUAAAUUAUGUGUACCCCAAAGAGACCAAGCAUUAUUUGGCUCUAUGUUUUUUUCAAUCCAGUGAUCAACAUGUAUAGUUAGAAGUAAAUCACUUGAGAUUAGUAGGACUUACUUCCUAGUAAAUAAACUUAGGACUGCAGCCUUUGUUUCACUGGAGUUUUUAUCUUAAUGUCUGCUGUUGUGAUUCUCACUGUGAUAGCUGUCUGGAGCAAAUUAGAGAUGUUCAACUGUAAAGGAGGAGAUGAAAGAGAUGUUUUAUUACCAAAACUAUUGUAGUGAAAUAAUCAACUCGCCCAGUAGGGUGGGGAAGGUUGCAAGGCUACAGAUGCGAAGAGAUUGGACUGCACGUUAUUAUUAUUAUUUAUUUAUUCUACAUUAUUGUUACUCAAAAAGCUCUGCUGUGAAAGAGACCCCAUGUGUCCCCCUGCUGAGUGGUCAAGAUGCUUAUAACAUGAGUGCACUGUAACAGGGGGAGGAGAAAAGGGUUGUGCCAAGUGUUAUCUCAGACAAUAGCAGGCUUGAAACAUCUUUCUUUGGCUGUCAAAACUUGUUUUCGCAUGAGCAUGGAGAGCAUUUGGACUUCAUGGGAAUGUGUAGUGUACUAAUGAUGAUUUUGCCACAUUUAGCAGCAUUCCCAUGUUUAGCAUCUUGCUUCGUCCUUUUUUGUCUGAUAUCUCUUGAUGCCUCCUUGGGUUGAGUUGUUUUCCCCCUCCUGAAACAGCUGGAGACUCCUGGACCAGCAAAGUGUCACCUGGUGAGACCUGUUUUUGGUGGGGGCCCUGACAAAAUGUAAUCUGUAAUGUCGCAAGAGGGGGGACAGUGUGAUGUGACGCUAUUGUAUUCAGCAUUUCUGUUAGCAGAGGUCAACACAGUGGACGCACCAUAGCUGUAGCGCUGUUCCUUCCUCCUUGAACCAGUUCAUGUGUUACAGGUUAUCUGUUCUAGUUCAGUGGCUGCCCACUCACCGGUUCAGCUUUGUUAAGAUUUGGACGUUGGGAGAAGAUUACCUCAUUCCAGCUGGCCACCACUAAAGGUUUUUCAAAGUGUGUUUUGACUCUGCCUCCAGGAAGUGUUAAGCCAUUCCUGUAUGCUGCACUCUCCACUGGCCAGAAGGACACGUCAGAAUAACAGUCUUUGACCACCAUGAGUUGGAGUUUCUUGACGCGUCUAUUAGAAGAAAUCCACAACCACUCCACAUUUGUUGGGAAGAUCUGGUUGACGCUGCUGAUUGUAUUCCGCAUUGUCCUCACUGCUGUUGGAGGGGAAUCCAUCUAUUACGAUGAGCAAAGCAAAUUUGUGUGCAACACAGAGCAGCCAGGUUGUGAGAACGUUUGCUAUGAUGCUUUUGCCCCACUCUCUCAUGUGCGAUUUUGGGUUUUUCAGAUCAUCCUCAUCUCCACGCCCUCAGUGAUGUACCUGGCCUAUGCCAUUCAUAAAAUUGCCCAUAUCGUAGAACAUGGUGAAACAGAGAAGAAGUUCCGAAGCAAGCCUUUCCCCAUGCGUUGGAAACAACACCGGGGCUUAGAAGAGGCAGAGGAUGAUCAUGAAGAAGAUCCAAUGAUGUACCCAGAGAUUGAGCUAGACAGUGAGCAGGAGAACAAGGAGAAUCCACCCCCAACCAAAGUAAAGCAUGAUGGCAGGAGGCGCAUUCGAGAGGAUGGACUCAUGAAAAUUUACAUAGUACAGCUCCUGAGCAGAACUAUUUUUGAAAUUGGCUUUCUCAUUGCCCAGUAUUUCCUCUAUGGGUUUGAGGUCAGCCCAAAAUUUCUAUGUAGCAGGAAUCCAUGUCCGCACACUAUAGACUGCUUCAUUUCAAGGCCUACAGAAAAAACCAUCUUCCUGCUCAUCAUGUAUGGUGUGAGCUGUUUAUGUUUACUUCUGAACAUUUGGGAAAUGCUUCACUUAGGAUUUGGCACCAUCCGGGACACACUGAACAAUAAGCGAAAAGAGCUAGAGGAUUCAGGAACCUAUAAUUACCCAUUUACUUGGAAUACACCAUCCGCACCUCCAGGCUACAACAUUGCAGUGAAACCUGACCAGAUACAGUAUGCAGAACUCUCUAAUGCCAAAAUAGCCUACAAGCAGAACAAGGCCAACAUUGCGCAGGAACAGCAAUAUAGGAGCAAUGAAGAGAGCAUUCCCACCGAGUUGGAGAACUUGCAGCGAGAAAUCAAAGUCGCUCAGGACCGCUUAGACCUCGCCAUCCAGGCAUACAACAAUCGGAACAACCCUACCUGUUCCAAGGAGAAGAAGCCCAGAGGCAGCUCAAACAAAAGCAGUGGCAGUAGCAAAUCAGGGGAUGGAAAAACCUCUGUCUGGAUUUGACCCUGUCCACCUAGGAAUUAAUAUCUUGCUACUUUUCCCUUGCAGUUUAUGGUGACUAGCACAUUUGUUGCAUAAGGAUUCCCAUUAAUGAAAUACUCAGCUUCACUGAAGUUCAGGGAUGUUUGGGGUUGCCAAACAGCACUCACCAAAUGGGCAGGAAGGGGAAAGCAUUCGUGCUCACACUCCAGUGUUUCCAGAACAUUUAUUUCUUGUUUCUUCCAAGUCAGGAGAAGACCCAGGUUUAUUUUUUUAAAACCAGUCAUUCUUGUUGAACAGUUUACACUGUAUGUACAGUGUUAUGGUACAUUUUAUUAUGCACAAUUUUUUGUAUUUGUAUAUUGGAUAUCACAGUUAUAUCUUUUACAUUAAAAGGAAACGAAUUUGG
Molecule: messenger RNA, 3031 nt
Organism: Rhineura floridana
Lineage: Eukaryota; Metazoa; Chordata; Lepidosauria; Squamata; Rhineuridae
Gene: GJC1
Product: gap junction protein gamma 1
Exons: 6
Coding region: 1465-2646 (393 amino acids)
Biological process (GO): cell communication
Cellular component (GO): connexin complex
Source: RefSeq, a predicted model, not a curated record